Trichogramma pretiosum is the source of this 429-nucleotide messenger RNA. RefSeq names its product 60S ribosomal protein L37 (gene RpL37a). Gene Ontology annotation, molecular function: RNA binding; structural constituent of ribosome. Gene Ontology annotation, biological process: translation. The transcript is spliced from 4 exons. The record is from RefSeq and is a predicted model, not a curated record. Lineage: Eukaryota; Metazoa; Arthropoda; Insecta; Hymenoptera; Trichogrammatidae. The coding region runs from base 87 to 365 and encodes 92 amino acids. Gene Ontology annotation, cellular component: ribosome; cytosolic large ribosomal subunit.
AUGGAGCUACUCUACACUUUGUGCGCCAGCCGCGUCGGCACGAGGGCCGACUACAUCUUUUCAGUGUAACCCCUCAGAAAGUCAAAAUGACUAAAGGUACUUCCAGUUUUGGAAAGCGCCGCAAUAAGACACACACCCUCUGCAGACGGUGUGGUCGCAGCUCUUACCACAUUCAGAAAUCGCAAUGUGCCCAAUGCGGGUACCCAAGCAAGAAGAUGCGUUCCUACAACUGGAGCAUCAAGGCUAAGAGGAGGAAGACCACUGGAACUGGUCGCAUGCGUCAUCUUAAGAUUGUUCGCAGGAAGUUCAAGAAUGGUUUCAGGGAAGGUCUGCCCAAGCCCAAGGCUGUAGCUAAUAAAUCAUAAUUUAUUUUGUAAAUAAUUAAAGUUAUUUGGAAGAAGCAUACAAUAAACCUGAUUUACAAAAUAA